UCGUGAAUUGAGCACGUAGCUUUGUCAUCAUAUAUAAGGCUCAAAAUGGGUUGCACGAACUCACGCAGAAUUGGAAAUACACUGAUUCUUCAUCCGCAGUUCAAAUCCAUUGAGAACAUUGUGAUUCCUUUAACAGAUGAACAAAUAAAAAUCCUACGAGAAACAUGGGAAAUAAUCGAGCCGACCAAGAAAGAAAUUGGAGUGAAUGUCUACAUACGAUUCCUGAAGAUGAAUCCUGAUAUAAAAUCGCGCUUCACUGAAUUCAAGGAAAUCUCAAUUGACGAAAUAAAUAAAAGCAAUGGUCACCCUAGAAGAUUGAUGGCUGCCAUCGAAAACUCAAUCGGUUCGCUCGAUGACCCCGAGACUUUCGCUGGUUACGUGUUGGAGUUAGGAAGGAGGCAUAUCAGGCUACGCUCCAAACCGACGAAGUCUCAUUUCAUAGAUUUAAGGAAAGCGUUCAUUGGUAGCAUUAAAGAACCUCUCACCACCAAUUGGAGACCAGAGGUAGAGGAGAGCUGGGUACUACUGUUCGACUUUAUGACUGCCGUUAUGAUGAAAGGACUCAGUUCCACGUCCUAAAACGCAUGUGUAAAAAAAGCUGCAAAUUUGCAGCCAACAAUCACGGACUCCUAUUUAUCGGCCAUCGAGCGAGUAGCAGGGGCUACAAACACAAUUAUCAGACGCAUUUUUAUCUAUUCGUUUAGAGACAAACUUCUGAAAAACCAAGAUCACUGUAAA
Molecule: messenger RNA, 738 nt
Organism: Pocillopora verrucosa
Lineage: Eukaryota; Metazoa; Cnidaria; Anthozoa; Scleractinia; Pocilloporidae
Product: cytoglobin-2-like
Biological process (GO): response to hypoxia; oxygen transport
Molecular function (GO): oxygen carrier activity; oxygen binding; heme binding
Source: RefSeq, a predicted model, not a curated record